AGAGGAGGGUGUCGGGGAGGAGACGGGGGUGGUCACUCUCAAGCCAGAGAUGGUCAGCGCCCAGUUUGACCUCAUUGACCCCAGCUCUCCCUCAGAGGAUCAGAAAAUGCCGGCCCAGGGAGAAGAGGGAGGAGGAGCUGGAGUAUUUCAUCACCAAGAAGUACAACCGCCUGGGUUCAAAGGUCAAGGAAAAAGUGACCAGCCUCAACAGCCUUCUCUCUGACCGGGACAUGGUGCUCAAGUGACCACUGGGCCGCUGGUGAAUGGUCACUCGGGCACUGAGGAAGCGUUAAUGACCGGCUGGAUCUCCUCUCUCAUCUGUGUGUCCAGUGUCCAAACUGUGUCGAUGCCGGCGUAAAAGACUCCUACAUUUACAACAACAAAAGAAAUAAAACUUGAGUGUGUACUGAACGGUUGGCGUGUGGAUGAAUGACUCUGUCGGCAUACGUUUGUCUAUUUAUGCUGCCACGGCUGAUUUCAUCGACCCUAGUUUGAGUCGCUUUUUUCAUCUGAUUUUCCUAUUGGUUUUUUUAUCUUAUUUUUGUCAAACUUUUCAAGUGACUCCCAAGUGAGCAGUAUUGUGUGUUCCCAUUUGACUGUUGAAAACUGUCCAGGGUACUGCCUGACUUGUUUGGUUUACCUGUUGUGGAGCAGCUCCCGACAGAACGUGCUGAAGUCAUCCAACAUCUCCCCCUCUGACCCAGGAAGUACACCACACAGGCCAGCAACUAAACAAAACCAUUUUUUUAAAAUCUUGACCCAGUAAUAAAAAAGUUUUUCUCUUUGGGCCCUAUAUGAAAAACUCUUUGGAUGCAUACACAGGAUCACUACAAUAAAUGACUGACAGAAACCUUGCCUACAAAUUGCUCAUUUUGAGACAGCGACACCACCGUGACCCCACCCUUCCACUGUGACCCCACAUUUCUGUGUAAGCCAAGGGGGUUCUACAGUUGUAAGGUCCUUGGUGUAAGCUUGUCGAUUUCAUUCCCCGGCUGUCUAGACGUCUCCACGUGCUCCACGUGAGUCUCGAAAAAUAUUCACCCCAUCUCUUGAAUCGUGUUUCUUAAAGAGUGGUGUUAAAGAAAGCAUGUCCACUUUUGAAUGUUUUAGCUGUAUGCUGUAAAUCCCCUAGUAGAUUUUUGACCCGCUUUAGGCUUCCAUCAAAGACAACGUGUGGGAACAUUAGUUUGCAGUGACAUUUAUAGAUGGGCCUCUAGACUCUCUUGGCCAUCCAACUUCCAGACCUGUGUGCAAAGAUCAGAGGAGUUGUUUUUGUUGUCUCUUUCUCUACGUCCAGUAUUUGUUCAUCUCUUUUCCUACGUCCAGUAUUUGUUACGUCCAGUAUUUGUUCAUCUCUUUUUCUAUGUCCAGUAUUUGUUACGUCCAGUAUUUGUUCAUCUCUUUUCCUACGUCCAGUAUUUGUUACGUCCAGUAUUUGUUCAUCUCUUUUUCUACGUCCAGUAUUUGUUACGUCCAGUAUUUGUUCAUUUCUUUUUCUACGUCCAGUACAGUAUUUGUUAUGUCCAGUAUUUGUUACGUCUCUUUUUCUACGUCCAGUAUUUGCUACGACAGAAAAAGUAUAUUUCUGGGAAGUCUGUCUGUGGAACUUUUUUUUUUUGUAAUCCAGAUUUUCUGCCACAUUUUAGGCUGACUUCGCUUGUGGUAGAAAUAUGAAAGUAAUGUUCUGUGCUUUUGGUUAUAAGUUGGACUGUAGGAUGAAAGAUGUUGUUGUUGAGCACCGGUAUACACCCCACAGAUGCUACUGUCAAUAUUAUUGCUAGUAUUAAGUUUCAUUAUCAUUGUUGAUAUUACUAUAAUUUUUUUAUUUUUUUAUUAUUAUUUUUGUAAUUUUUAUUUUCAUCAUCAUUAUUUUUAUUUCUUAAAAAUAUUUCAGUGACUUACAAGUUACAUGUACCGGAGUGUUGUGCCUUGAGAAGUUGGGAAUCUUUUCCUGCAAGGGAAUAAAGUUAUGUCAGAUGACA
Molecule: messenger RNA, 1982 nt
Organism: Aplysia californica (California sea hare)
Lineage: Eukaryota; Metazoa; Mollusca; Gastropoda; Aplysiida; Aplysiidae
Product: cilia- and flagella-associated protein 221
Biological process (GO): cilium assembly; cilium movement
Cellular component (GO): cilium
Source: RefSeq, a predicted model, not a curated record